AUGUCCAUUUCUAAAGUUCACGCACGUCAAAUUUUCGAUUCCCGUGGUAAUCCAACUGUUGAAGUUGACCUUACCACUGAAAAAGGAGUAUUUCGUGCAGCAGUUCCUUCUGGAGCAUCUACUGGAAUUCACGAAGCUUUGGAAUUACGUGACGGAAUCAAGGCUGAUUAUGUUGGAAAAGGCGUCUCGAAAGCUGUUUCCAAUAUAAACGAUAUAAUUGCACCCAAAAUCAUCAAAGCACCUUUAAAUGUUAAAGAUCAAAAAGCAAUUGAUGAUUUUCUUUUGAGUUUGGAUGGAACCAAGAAUAAAUCUAAUCUUGGAGCCAAUGCAAUUUUGGGAGUUUCACUUGCGGCAGCUAAAGCGGGUGCAGCAGAAAAAGGAAUUCCACUUUAUCAACACAUCGCCGAUCUUGCCGAAAGUAAAAAACCUUUCGUACUUCCUGUACCAGCAUUUAAUGUAAUUAAUGGAGGAUCACACGCGGGUAAUAAAUUAGCUAUGCAAGAAUUUAUGAUCCUUCCUACUGGAGCAAAUUCAUUUACGGAAGCAAUGAAAAUGGGAUCAGAAGUUUAUCAUACAUUAAAAUCAGUUAUUAAAAAGAAAUAUGGACAAGAUGCUACAAAUGUAGGAGAUGAAGGUGGAUUUGCACCAAAUAUUCAAGAUAAUAAAGAAGGUCUUGAAUUAUUGGUAGAAGCUAUUGAAAAAGCAGGAUAUAAAGGAAAAAUUACGAUAGGAAUGGAUGUAGCAGCAUCAGAAUUUUAUAAAGAAGGGAAAUAUGAUUUAGAUUUUAAAAAUCCUAAUUCAGAUGAAACCAAAUGGAUUUCAGGUCAUCAAUUGAGUGAUUUAUAUAAUGAAUUUAUUCAACAAUAUCCAAUUGUUUCAAUUGAAGAUCCUUUUGAUCAAGAUGAUUGGAGUGCUUGGAGUCAUUUAACUGAUAAAGUUAAUAUUCAAAUUGUUGGUGAUGAUUUGACUGUUACUAAUCCUGAAAGAAUUCUUACGGCAGUUGAAAAGAAAGCUUCUAAAUUAUCUCAAAAUUCAGGCUGGGGAGUAAUGGUAUCUCAUCGUUCUGGUGAAACUGAAGAUACCUUUAUUGCUGAUCUUGUAGUAGGUCUUCGUACUGGUCAAAUUAAAACUGGUGCUCCGUGUCGUUCUGAACGUUUAGCAAAAUAUAAUCAAAUUUUACGUAUUGAAGAAGAAUUAGUUUUUAUUAUUAUUUGA
This is a messenger RNA of Diversispora eburnea, 1215 nucleotides long. NCBI's taxonomy places the organism in Eukaryota, Fungi, Glomeromycota, Glomeromycetes, Diversisporales, Diversisporaceae. The record is from the annotation of a GenBank genome assembly.